UCUAAAAGAAGUAAACUUAAUAUUAAUCAUAUUUCUAAUAACUUAAACUACAGCUGUUCAACUAGGAUUCAACUUCGAUUCUCUCUCCAUUUAUUAACAUGGCGUUGCCUAUUCGUGUAUGGGUCACUCCUCCCGGACCUAAUCCCUGGAAGGUUGUCUUCGUACUCCAAGAAUUAGGAGUGCCGUACGAACUGAAAGUGAUAAAAUUCGCCGACGUUAAGAAGAAGCCUCUGAUCGAUGUUAACCCCAACGGCCGUGUUCCCGCGAUAGAGGACCCCAAUAAUGGCCUGACGCUAUGGGAGUCUGGUGCUAUCAUUACGUAUCUCAUCAAGCAAUACGAUACCGAACAUAAGCUGAGCUACACUACUUUCCCCGAGGUGCACCAUUUAGAUCAAUGGCUACACUUCCAGAUGAGUGGGCAAGGUCCUUACUGGGGUACCGCGGGCUGGUUCAGAAACAACCAUCCCGAAAAGUUCCCUUCGGCUAUCGAGCGAUAUGCUAAUCAAGUCACUCGUGUUCUCGGGGUCUUAGACGGCUGGCUUGAGGGUAAGCAGUGGCUCGUAGGUGACAAGAUGACCUACGCCGACAUGGCCUUUGUUCCGUGGAACGAGAGGGUGGAUGCCGUAUUGGGCCUACCGGCGUCAGAAAAGUUCAACGGCUUUUCCAACGUGAAAGCCUGGCACGAGCGUAUGACGUCACGAGACUCGUGGAAAGCUAUCAUGGAGGUUAGAGACAAGUUGAUGGACGAACAGGGCUUGAUGUGGAACGGCAUGCCGAAAGGCAUCAAGAAUUUCCAGGAGUAUGAGGCCAAGAUCAAGGCAGGCGAUUACAACCAACCCGCACCAGCUGAGGGCAGCAAUGAUUCAUCCAAAUAGGGGUAUAUAUUCACCAAGAUAAGUUCUAGGGUGCAGAAUCCAAUUCAUUUA
Molecule: messenger RNA, 926 nt
Organism: Daldinia vernicosa
Lineage: Eukaryota; Fungi; Ascomycota; Sordariomycetes; Xylariales; Hypoxylaceae
Product: glutathione S-transferase
Exons: 4
Coding region: 99-875 (258 amino acids)
Source: RefSeq, a predicted model, not a curated record